Messenger RNA from Peromyscus leucopus (white-footed mouse), 1318 nucleotides. RefSeq names its product proenkephalin (gene Penk). Bases 151 to 960 code for a protein of 269 amino acids. The transcript has 4 exons. Gene Ontology annotation, biological process: neuropeptide signaling pathway; sensory perception; chemical synaptic transmission. Gene Ontology annotation, molecular function: opioid receptor binding. The record is from RefSeq and is a predicted model, not a curated record. Lineage: Eukaryota; Metazoa; Chordata; Mammalia; Rodentia; Cricetidae. Gene Ontology annotation, cellular component: axon terminus; dendrite; plasma membrane.
UAAUUAUAAAGUGGCUGUGUCCGCUGCCAGCCUCCGGACCUCGAGGCAAGCGCUCAGAGCCCCGCAGCCCAGCGACACCGAGGACCGCGACGAGUGGCGUCUGGGACCCGCGCCUCCAGGAGCCUGCUCCGUCCGAACAGUGGCAGCCCCAUGGCGCGAUUCCUGAGACUUUGCACCUGGCUGCUGGCGCUUGGGUCCUGCCUCCUGGCCACAGUGCAGGCAGAUUGCAGCCAGGACUGCGCCAAGUGCAGCUACCGCCUAGUACGCCCCGGAGACAUCAACUUCCUGGCUUGCACACUGGAAUGUGAAGGACAGCUGCCUUCUCUCAAAAUCUGGGAGACCUGCAAGGAUCUCCUGCAGGUGUUCAAGCCUGAGUUCCCUUGGGAUAGCAUCGACAUGUUCAAAGACAGCGGCAAACAGGAUGAGGGCCACUUGCUGGCCAAGAAGUACGGAGGCUUCAUGAAAAGGUAUGGGGGGUUCAUGAAGAAGAUGGAUGAGCUUUAUCCUGUGGAGCCAGAAGAAGAAGCCAAUGGAGGGGAGAUCCUUGCCAAGAGGUAUGGCGGCUUCAUGAAGAAGGAUGCAGAUGAGGGUGACACCCUGGCCAACUCCUCCGACCUGCUGAAAGAGCUCCUGGGAACAGGAGACAACCGUGCAAGGGAGAGCCACCACCAGGAGAGCACUGACAGGGAGGACGACAGUGUGAGCAAGAGGUACGGGGGCUUCAUGAGAGGCCUCAAAAGAAGCCCCCAGCUGGAAGACGAAGCAAAAGAGCUGCAGAAGCGCUAUGGGGGCUUCAUGAGGAGGGUGGGCCGCCCCGAGUGGUGGAUGGACUACCAGAAGAGAUAUGGGGGCUUCCUGAAGCGCUUUGCUGAGUCUCUGCCCUCCGACGAAGAAGGUGAAAGUUACUCUAAAGAAGUUCCUGAGAUAGAAAAAAGAUAUGGGGGAUUUAUGCGAUUUUAAAGCCCUUUCCCAACAGUGACCCCAGCCACCCACCGGCCCGCUCCAUCCCCAGUCAGCAACUGCCUUGUCGUGGUGUUUGUUGUCCUGUGAUGCUUGUGCUGUAGCGCCGCCGUGUGGUCCCGAUGAUAACUACACUGCCUGAUGUAGCGCCGCCGUGUGGUCCCGAUAACUACACUGCCUGAGAGCUGUGAUGUCAGGGGUCUGUGUUCUUUUGAGUCUUAAAGCUCAGUAUUGGCACGGUGCAGCUAUCUCCUUAUCAUGCCGUAAUAGUUUCUGUUACCUCAUCCCUCACUUUUGACAAAACGUCAAUAAAUGCUUACUUGUAUAUAAAUAUAAUAAAUUCACUACCCCAACUGCA